Molecule: messenger RNA, 5398 nt
Organism: Phasianus colchicus (ring-necked pheasant)
Lineage: Eukaryota; Metazoa; Chordata; Aves; Galliformes; Phasianidae
Source: RefSeq, a predicted model, not a curated record
UUUCUGCUCGCUCCCCUGAGCUUGGGGCCAUGAGGGACUUCUGGAAGCAUUUCAACGUUGGCUUGCAGAGUGCAUCUUGAAAUUCCACAAGAAUUGUUCUACUGAAAGUUUGACACAAAUACAUGGUCCCUGUUAGGAAGAACAGAAUCAAGAUGUUGAGAUUCACUUUUUAAAUUUGAAAUAGAUUUCAGAAAGAGCCUUACUUCUGGUUGAGUAAGAGAAGGCUUGCAGGCUGACAUGAGCAUGAGGGAGUCCUUGAGGUGGGCAAAGCCUCAGUGGAUCAAGGGGCAGAUACUGCUGUGCACUCUGUUGUACUCUGCUUACCUGGGAGCCAGGUUGGUGGAGUGACCUCCAACGUCCCUUCCUCACCCUCCUCCCAAGUCUCUGGUUCUUGCUGAACAACUCCCAGGGAGCCUCAAAUCCUGCAAUAAACCUUCUGUCCAGCAAAUCUGUGAGUGCUCCCAUCUUGCAAGCAAAAGAAAUAGGUAAAAGCCUUUACAUGUCGAUGACUUAAAGGAUUUCAAUUGCUUUUUUUUCAGCCUCACUGGCAGUGGAAGAUCAAUUGCUGUGAUCAGGAGAAAUAGGACUGACAAAGCUGGUAUAAAUCCUUUCAUGGGCAAGACUGUUGUAAGAGAUGGGUCCCCUGAAAUGCUGUGUCUCCUGGAGCAGUGGGAGUACAGCAUGCCUUCCAAGCCAGAAGCUGAGUUUUUACUUUGGUAAGGUCGCAGAUAAAGGCAGACCUUGAAGUGAGCUCUGCUUUCCUUUCAGGGGCAAAUAAGAUAAGAGAGGGUGGAGGUGGCAGAGGCUUUUGUUUCAUGAUGAUUCCCGAGACUGGAAUUUAAACAAUCUGGAAACACUUUCAGAUACUGCAGAGUUCAGUUAAUGAUGGUUAAGACUGUAUAAUCUUGUUCUCUUCAGACAGCAUGGCUUGUCUUUGCUGCCUGAGAGGCCCUCAAAUGGGGACAGACUUUGGCAGUGGGAUAUCUGCUGGGUGGAACUAUACUGCCAUCAAGCUGGUUCUGAGGAGUAUUUAUCCUUUUGGUCCCCUUCCCUUGAAAACCUGAAGGUUUUUGAGAAAAAAAGUGGAUGUUGCACUGAGGGACAUUGUUAGUGGGCAUGGUGGGGAUGGGUUGGUGCUUGGAUGAUCUUAGUGGUUUUUUCCAGCCUUGAUUCUGUGCAAGUGGGUGGGAUGCUUUGCCCACAGAUUAAAAACCCCAUCGAUCUGAUGGACAGAAGACAGCUGCCAAGCUGUACAAAGUGAGACCUGGGAAUUCUCUGCCUGUCUUCAAUCAUUCCAGUUAUGGACUUGGAGCUGCAGCAAGCAUAUGGAUCUGCAGGGAGAGGCCCCAGUGUGGGUGCAUGAAUGCCUCUCUCUGCCUGGCUUGCUGUGGUUGCGUGGUUUUCAGUCUCCAGCCAUGCCUGAGGAUUUUUGCUGGCUUCUCUGCUCUGCUGCCUCCCUCCAGUGGCUGUGCUCUGGCUCUCCUGCUCCAGGUCCUGGUGCACAGCAAAGCCCAGAGCUGUCAGCUGCUCCCACCAGCAUCACUGGGGCUGGUGGUGGGCACUGCUGUCCUGGGGACAUGGAAAUGGUCCGGCUCUGUGCAGAACCUGGGGGCAUCUGAGGGUUUUGUGCCCCAUUUCCAGGGCAUCAGGUGCACGGGUUUUCAAGACUCUUUCUUCACAGAGUGCGGUCAGGCAUUGGAAUGUGCUGCCCACAGAAAUGGUGAAGUUCCCAUUGGAGAUAUUUAAGGUACAAGUUGACAAUGCACUGAGGGAUGUGGUGCAGUGUCGGGACUCAGUGAGUCAGGCUGAUGGUUUGAGUCAUCGAUCCUGAAGGUCCUUUCCAAUCCAAAUGAGUUUGAUUCUAUGAAUCAAUGGCUUCCUUGGCCUGAGCCAUUUUCCUCCCCCAGCCUCUUCCUCUUCUGACCCUUUUACUGCUUCCUCUUAUCAUUUCAUCACUCUGCUUCCCUCCAUCUUUCUGUUCUUCUUCCCAAAUUCUCUUCUGUUUUCUCUCCCCUUUGCACAUCAACCACACAUAGCUCAGGAGCAAUCCUCCUGCUUUUUGUUUUUCUUUGCUUUUCAUUUUUUUCCCUUUGCUCUGGCUGGGUUUCCCUACUGUGAUCCAUUCCCUGCUCCACCCCAUGUGGGUUCCCAUUGCCAUUCCCACUCUUAGGCAUGGAGAGGUCCCUCUCUCAGCGUGCAGGGAGCAGGGCACUGUGUUUAUCAUCACUCCACGUUCAUCUAAGCACUCAUGCAUGUGAUGCAUCCCGUGCGAUGGCAUCUUUCUGAGAACUGUAAUUCUGAGCCUUGGUUCCAGAUUUUAAAAUACUCAAUCUACAAAGGUCUCUGCGUUUCCUGCUUGCUCUUGCGAAAGCUCUUGAGAUUUCAAGAGAUUUCAAGAGAUUUCAAGAGAUUAUCUCAGCCAGUUGCUCAUGUUCUCAUGGUAAGUAACUCCAUGUCUUGCUUGCUUCUUUAUUGGGGUCUUCCCUGGUUCUGGCUCGUGCCUGUGUGCCCCUUCUUUGUCUGACCCCUCCAAGCUCAGGUGUGAGAUGGAGGCAGCAUUCUGAACGCCUCCACUUCCUCCAGGUCACAACUUUGUGGUUCUUCCUCCUGGUUAAGCAACAAGCCAAACCUUCUCUUUGCCUUCCUCUUGUUUUUGAUGCAGUUACACAAGCAGAGAACCUUUUGCAGUCUUCCUCGGUUUUAACUCAUUUUGUGCCUUUACAAUUUAGCAUCCAUCAGACCCGGUCACUUUUUAAGUACCACCUCCUGAGAGCACAGGAACACGAGGUUCCAAAAUGUAGGAGGCCAAGCAAGUGAGCAGAAGGCCAGCAUUCAUGCCAGGGUACUAAGAUGUCCUUGCAGGACCUCUCUCAGUUAUUUUGCAAUGAGAAGGGUGAGCUGAUGGGUCAGGUUAUAGUAUAUGGGGUUCCAUCAGGCUGGUGGCCAGUCACUGGUGGGGUUCCUUAGGGCUCCAUUUUAGGGUCAGUUCUCUGACACUAAGGCAGCCUGCUGGCCAUGUUGGUAGUCAGGGCACACUGUUUGCUUGUGGCCAACUUAGUGCCCAUCAGGACAGCUUGUUGUUCACAUCAGCUUAGUGGACAUGGUGUCGGGACAAAAUUCAGUGACUUAAAGAAGACAGAUGAGAAGGGACAGGUAGUUCUGGCAAGACUACCUGAUGUAAGAUGCUGAUGUGAAACUAAACGGGAGAAAAUGGCACUUGGGAGGAGGGUAGGAGGGAGCACAGCGGGUGCUGCUCCCACAGAGCCAUGUCUGCUGGUAACAGGUUAACACAGGCCAUGGCCAGCAGGAGCAUCACUUCCUCUGUUGGAUCCGUCCCCUGCUCGGAAAGGGCUCUGGGGUGAGGGGGAUGGGGAAGUCCUUCCUCCUGUGCCCAUGGGGUGUGCAUGUCACCCAUCCGUGCUGGGCACUGGGAGCAGUGGGGUGGAACCAGCAGCACACGUGGUGGGCUGAGGUGUGUCUGUGUCAGAGCCCAGGGCACGUGGCUGAGACAAGACCAUAGAUGGAAUCAAGCAGCAGAGCGAGGGGAUAAAACUGGGCUGAAGCUCACUUUGGGAACCCAAGCAGAGGGUGAGCCUCAGCGUGAAAAGGAACUGCUUGCGCUGGUGCUGGGAGGAUGCAGCCUCCACCCCUCCACCGCACGUGAUUUGGAUGCUGGAGGUCUUCUGGAGCAGUGGCCAAAGAAGGAGCCAUGAGCAUCCUGGUGGUGAAGGGCAUCCUGCCCCUGCUGCUCCUUGCCUGGCCGUCUGCUGGACUCACUCACCAGUGCAUGACUUCUGUGUCCUUCGGGUCAGAUCUCACCCUUCACUGUCUGCCAAAAAGCCGUGACAACAGGUUGGUGUGGUGUAACACCUUAAAGAAGAUGGCAGAGAAAGGCACAGGGACUCAUCUACAUGGGGAAAAUGGUUCUUCCAACCUCACCUUUACAAUUGUGAAUGAAAAGCAUGCUGGAAAUUACACGUGCAAGAUGGAGACCUCAUGCUAUGAGGAUACUAAAAAGAAGUGCCCAUGCAAGAACAAGGCCACAGGGAACCUCCUGUGCGAGUUCGUGGUCUGGUCAGAGAAUAAGACCAUGCACGUGAGGUGGUGUCCAGAGCCUCCCAGUGACUCCUCGGAGGACAGCAAGGCAUGUGACAGCAAGUCUUUUGGCAGCAUGAAUGCAGCCUGCACAGAGCCCACUACGUGUGCCGUGUCAAGCACAAACUUCAGAGGCACUGAAAAUGCCACCCAAGGGAUGGUUCCCAGCUCUGACCCCGGGAUUUCUCCGACCCGUGAGCCUCAGACCCGGGAAGGUCUCAUGGCAAUCAUCUACCUGUAUGCCAUCCCGGGAUUAGUGGUUGUGACUCUUUUCUUCCUGCUUUGUAUGUUGGUGUGCCUGUGCAGAAGAAACCAAAGGAAAGCUAAAGGAACUCUUGAAAGCAUGCAUGCAGCAGAGACGAAUCAGCUCAGCACGCCUCUCCCAGCACCUCCGACCGAGGACAUGACGUAUGCAAAGCUGAUCUUUGAGAGCACAGGAGCAAUACCUGCAGCCUCGGAAGUGGUGUACGCAGAAAUAAAACCACUGCAAAAGAAGUAGAGAGCUGAGGAUCUGCAGCAGGAAGAGUGAGAAAGGAGAGAAAGCAGCUGGUGACGUGGCUGCCACAGCUAUGAUCCUUGAAAACCAGGCAUUAGCUCUUAUUGAGUGCUUUGGGUGAUGGAUAUGCUGGUAGAGCCCUGGAGCAGUGUUCUUCAUUUCCUCACUGUGUCCAGAUCCAGCAUCUGCUGUGAUGGAUUUGGCUCUGCUCUGAUUCACACACUUGAAACAUGACAAGCAAAGGUAUAAAGGCAUCGUUUGCUGUGGAGAAGUGCAGCAUGGAUACAUCCAGAGCAAACCAGUGACCGGCCGCCAGCCUGAUGGAACCACAUUCACCCCCUGAGCCUGACAAGUCAGCCAGUUGCUCACCUGUAAUGUUAUAUUUUUUUGCUAGCUCUAUGCUGGACAUUUUGUCUGGAAGGAAACAGUGUCCAAAGCCUUACUGAAACCCAAAAAAGUUAACACUGACUGGUUUCACUUGAUCAACCAGAUAGGUAGCCUUGUUGUAUGAGGAAAUCAAGUUAAUCCAACAGGACCUAUGUAAUAUAUAUGUGUGUGUGUGUGUAUAUAAAAUAUCUUUUCUUUCUCCCUUUUUUCUUAGUAAAUAGUUGAUAUCUCAAUCCACAAGCUCUACUUUGUUUGCUGUGUUUUUUAUCACCUCUGGGUGUUGGAGGAAGGUUAUCAUUUUGCUGUGCUGUGUGGCCCUGGCUUACAACACGCUGAAACUGCUGGCUGGGACAGCAAUCAGGUGUUUGUGCUCUGCACUGCAGCCAUCCUCGUGCUUUGGGAGCCACACUGUGGAGUAAG